Messenger RNA from Octopus bimaculoides (California two-spot octopus), 665 nucleotides. RefSeq lists its product as uncharacterized. Lineage: Eukaryota; Metazoa; Mollusca; Cephalopoda; Octopoda; Octopodidae. The record is from RefSeq and is a predicted model, not a curated record.
CCAUCGCAGAUACACAACUUCCACCAUCGCCACCACUAUCUAUCCCCAGGAAGGGAUCAAGUCACCUGACACGUCAUUAUAUUCGAGUCCCUUCCACGACAUCGACCAGGUGAAACGAACGAAGAACCAUCACUGUCUUUUUCUGCCCCGAGUUUCCAGUGCAGAAGUUCACCAAACACUCGACCGGUUAUUAAAAAGAGAAAGGGAGAAAAAAAAAAAAAGGGGGAUUUAUACGUUCGACCAUGGAAAGAUGUAUUUUAAAAGGGCUCACUGUGAUCCUUGUUUGUCUACUGCUCCAGCUGGUCACACCAGUUCUCCUGAUUUCCUCGAAAACUGUUGCAACCUCCAAGCAGGCGUCCAUCACGAAUGGCUAUAGGAUCAGGACUUCAACACUGCCCCCUAAAUUCAAGCCUAGCAAACUUGUGGCCAAAUGCGGAUCAGUUUUCUACACCUCACGUCAGAAAAUCUGCUGUGGCAGCCGUUUAUUCAACCGGACAGGUUUCAAACCCAACUGCUGUGGUUCAAAACAGUACGAUGCCAUGUUUGACAUAUGCUGCAAGGAAAAUAUCAUCAAGAAAGUCCAUCAACCAUUAAAUUGCUGAUCCAGGGUUCACAUUUCACGUUGGUCCUCACCGACCCAUGUUCUUCUUAUUGUCAAUAAAAUU